ACAUGUGCUAAAUGCAAAACUAAUAGAGCUAAAAAGAAAAAAUUCAAAAAAUUAGCUGAUAUUGAUAGUAAAGAAGCCUUUAUUAAAAUAAUUGCAAUUAAUGAAAUUAAUAAUUAUAUUUCUGAUAUUAUUAAUAGAUUGGAACAUAAUACUGCUCUAUUUUCUACUUUUUAUAUUAAACUUGAUGAAGUAACUCUUAAUACUAUUGGCAUCGAUGUUAGAGUAAUGGCCAAAUUAAUUAUUAAUGAAAUUGAAGAAAGAGAUGAUUUCAAAUAG
Molecule: messenger RNA, 276 nt
Organism: Cetraspora pellucida
Lineage: Eukaryota; Fungi; Glomeromycota; Glomeromycetes; Diversisporales; Gigasporaceae
Source: the annotation of a GenBank genome assembly